CUUCUAGCAAUAAAUCAUAUACUAAUUUCCAUAUAGAAAUAAAACUGACGAUGUCAAAUACAAUAAACUUAGUCUAUUAUACUAUUAACAAUAGAAUCAUCUGUUAAUAUAUGAUACAAUCAGAUUAUUCACAAGUAAAUACCGAACUGUUUGUUCGAUUAGGUUCUCGUAUUCUAGCAAAAAUAAUCAUAUAAAUACAGUAAAAUCUGUACUAGAUUAUGAACGAUCUCAGACUUGACGGAGUGAUUUUUGCUUGAAAUGACUCUCUCUAAUGUGAACAUCUCCAUAUUCUGAACAGUGAACACUUUUUCGUAGUCUCUCUUGCUAUUAUCACCUCUUUAGAGUGAACAAAUGUGCAAUGGGUUUUUUUACCUCUUUCUUAUGUAGUACAACGAAGUACAUUUUAUAUAUGAGAGUUAUUGAUAUAGAUAUAAAGAUACACUUGCAUUCAAUAAAUGAUUCGAUAAAUGUGUAUGUCUGGUAUUAUAAAAAUCAAAGAUUGAGCUCCCUCUAUUUAUUUGCAUACAUUUUAAAUGACUAUUGACGAAAGAUUAUCUACUUGAAAUAUUAUUUAAAUAUUCCAUAAUCAUUUUAGAUUGGUGAAAGAAAAAGGAGAAAAUGCAAACAUGCGCAGAACAAUUAUCUAUUGAAAUAUGACUUAUGAUUUUUCAAUAUUUGGAAGCACAUAAUCUUUUUCAUGCAUUUCAUAAUUUAAAUAAUUAUUUUAAUCAAAUAUUUACUUCUAAUUAUCUUUUGUUCUUGUAUAAUACAUCUUCAAUCGCUUGUUAAAUCUUGAUCUAAUUUUUUUUUUGAAUUUCUUCAUUGGCAUGUUAAUAAAUUAAUUCGCUUACAAAGUUUAUCGAUUAAAAUAUGUUCACGAGAUAUACAAUAUAUACCAUUGAUUUGUUAAGCUUUAAAACAACUUAAUGUUCUUGAAUAUUUGUCUUUGACAUGUAUACCAGAUCGAAUCUUAUUCAAAACAAUAUUAACUAUUCCAAGAUUACGUAUAUGUCAGUUAACAUUUCGAGAAUCAACAACAAUAAUCAAUUAUCAUUUCGAUGUAAAUAGUAAUAUUGAACAACUUUUUCUUAUUUAUCUUAGUAAUGUAAAUUAUUCGUUCAUUAAUCUAUUUUUAAUUCAUACACCAAAAUUAAAACGACUUGAAAUUUCUGGUUCUUAUUUUAGUUUUGAUCGAAUAUCAAUAUUUGACAAGCAAUUAUAUAUACUUCCGAAACUUCAAAUUCUCAAACUUAAAAUAGACAGUGGUUAUUUUACAUCGUAUUGUUUUAAAUGUUUAUAUAUGAUGAUGCCUGUUUUAAAUUAUUUUUAUUUUAAUUAUCAUAAACAUAUUUUGCCUGAAACAUUUCUUGACAUUUUCAUUUCUCAUUGGUGGUCAAUCAUCGAACAAAUUCAACAUAUCGAUAUUUAUAUUAAAGGUCAUUUAAUUAUUGAUACUACUAACGAUAGUAUGCAGAUCAAUUUUUGA
Molecule: messenger RNA, 1486 nt
Organism: Rotaria sordida
Lineage: Eukaryota; Metazoa; Rotifera; Eurotatoria; Philodinida; Philodinidae
Source: the annotation of a GenBank genome assembly